GUGAUGAUGAUGAAGAUGCUGCUGUCGGCUCUAUUGGCCUUCUGGCUGAACACCGCCUCUGCUGCAAAACUGGGCGUGGUGCAGACAGAGGGCGGGCGGGUGGAGGGCCAGAGUCACAGAAUGGGCCUCUUCAGGACCGUUGAUGUCUUCAAAGGCAUUCCUUUUGCUGAUGUUCCCAUGAUGUGGGAGAAACCGAAGCCUCAUCCUGGGUGGGAUGGAAUCCUGAAGGCCACAAAGUACAGAGAUCGCUGCCUGCAGGUGACGCUGCUGCAGACAAAAACCCAGGGCAGCGAGGAUUGUCUCUAUCUGAACAUCUUUGUUCCACAGGGACGAUUAUUGUCCACCAACCUCCCUGUGAUGGUGUACCUCUUUGGGGGAGCUUUCCUGCUAGGAGCGUCCAACGAUGUGGAGGUCCUUGGGAACUCUCUUUAUGACGGGAAGGAGAUGGCCGACAGGGGUGGGGUCAUCAUUGUUACUGUGAACUACAGAGUUGGAACCCUGGGUUUUCUCAGUACCGGAGACUCACGACUACCAGGUAACUACGGUCUGUGGGACCAGCAUGCUGCCAUUUCCUGGGUCUGCAGGAACAUCGAGGCAUUCGGAGGAAACCCAGACAACAUCACCAUCUUCGGCCAAUCAGCUGGAGCUGCCAGCGUCAGCUUCCAGAUGCUGUCUCCCUACAGUAAAGGGUUGUUCCGCAGAGCGAUCACUCAGGGUGGCGUGGCCCUCAGCCCCUGGGCCCUGCAGAAGAACCCUAUGGCCCUCAUGAAGAAGAUUGCUCGCAAAGUUGGAUGCAUGAGACCGGAUGAAGAUGAGAUGCUGACAUGUCUGAAGAUAAGCGACCCAGUCGGCCUGACCAUGGCAGGAAAAAUCGAUGUGAUGCUUAUUCUGGGAAAAGGUGUGGUUAUGGACAUGCUGGAGCUUGCUCCGGUCAUCGAUGGGGAUUUCAUCCCAGAUGAGCCCAGUAAACUGUUUCACAAUGCAGCCCAGUUUGAUUACCUGGCCGGCGUCAACAGCAUGGACGGGCACAUUUUCGCUGGGGUUGAUGUUCCUUCCAUCAACAGCAAAAAAGCCAACACAACUGUAGAACAGGUGAGAGGUCUGCUGGCAGGUCUGACCAAAGAGAAAGGGAACGCCGCCGUCCCCUCGGCUCUCAGUGUCUACUCUGUUCACUGGGGCUCAUUUCCAGAGCCCGCGGUGGUGAAGAAGACGGUGGCUGACAUAGAGACCGACUUCCUGUUCCUCGUUCCCACUCAGAUCGCCCUACAGCUCCACGCCAACAACUCCAGUGGUGCCCGUACCUACUCGUACCUGUUCAACAUGAAGACCAGGAUCCCUGGUUUCCCGCGGUGGGUGGAGGCUGAGCAUGCCGAGGAUCUGCAGUACCUGUUCGGUAAACCGUUCUCCCUCUCCCUGAUCUACUUCCCCCGACACCGAGACCUGUCUGAGUACAUGAUCGCAUACUGGACCAACUUCGCCAGGACCGGUAAUCCCAGUACAGGUGACAGCAGAGUCCCAGUUGCUUGGCCUCCAUUCACCAAAAACCAUCGACCUUAUUUGACCAUCAACCACAAGAUGAGCAAGUCCUCCGUCGGCUACGAUCUCAGAUCGUACUACGUCAACUACUGGACUCAAAUCUACAGCAGCCUGCCGUCAGACAAGAAACAAGAAGAAGAGAAAGUCUGAUCGAUUACUCUGACUUUGACUCUGAAUAAUUACAAUUAAUUAUAAAUAUGUAGAUAAAAAUUGUUUUUGAGAAAAUAACAGUAAUAAAACAAAGAUGAACUCUUCUCUGUAAACUUUGUAAUUCUCUCUCUGAACAGAAUUAGUCACCACAGGAAACAGAUUGGACAUGAAAUGAAGACAAGAUUAAUUUUUCGUCUAUAAACAUGUUGACUGGUAAAAAAUAAAACAGCU
This is a messenger RNA of Melanotaenia boesemani (Boeseman's rainbowfish), 1917 nucleotides long. RefSeq names its product bile salt-activated lipase-like. Gene Ontology annotation, biological process: chemical synaptic transmission; postsynaptic membrane assembly; presynaptic membrane assembly. Gene Ontology annotation, molecular function: signaling receptor activity; neurexin family protein binding; sterol ester esterase activity. NCBI's taxonomy places the organism in Eukaryota, Metazoa, Chordata, Actinopteri, Atheriniformes, Melanotaeniidae. The coding region runs from base 4 to 1686 and encodes 560 amino acids. The record is from RefSeq and is a predicted model, not a curated record. The transcript is spliced from 12 exons. Gene Ontology annotation, cellular component: synapse; cell surface; postsynaptic specialization membrane.